AUUCAUUUCUCGAGGUUCCCUUCUCUCUGAUGAACAGAAACAGAGAUUUUCACUGAAGGGCUAGUCCUCAGUAGUCACAGAUUUUUUGCUUAACAAACAGAAACCUGUUUUCAAAAGGGAUCAUUUCAUUGAUUUUCAAAAGAACAAGAAGAGAAGAAAACAAAGGCAAAAGUGGCUACUUUGAUGAGUUUUGGAGGUGUUUUUGAGAACAAGCAAGGUGGUGAAGGUGCUAAGAUUGUUGCAGAUAUUGCUUAUAACCAAGAUAAAAUGCCCUCUGGUGCAAUCUCACAGCCUCGCUUAGCCACACCCACUUUGGCUAAAUCCAUGCUCAACUCUUCUGGCCUAUCUCUAGCCCUUCAAACAAAUAUUGAUGGGCAAGGAAAUGGGCAUGGGAAUGGAUUGAUACAUGAGAAUUAUGAAGGACAUGGAUUGAGAAGAAGCAGAGAAGAAGAGCAUGAAAGCAGAUCUGGGAGUGAUAACAUGGAUGCUGCUUCUGGUGAUGAUUUUGAUGCUGCCGACAAUCGUCCAAGAAAAAAGCGUUAUCACCGACACACUCCUCAGCAAAUACAAGAACUUGAAUCGCUGUUCAAGGAGUGUCCUCACCCGGAUGAGAAGCAAAGGCUUGAACUCAGCAAAAGGCUUUGUUUGGAAACCAGGCAGGUCAAGUUUUGGUUUCAAAAUCGAAGAACCCAAAUGAAGACUCAAUUGGAACGCCAUGAGAAUUCCUUGCUCAGGCAAGAGAAUGAUAAGCUGAGAGCAGAGAACAUGUCUAUUAGAGAAGCAAUGAGGAAUCCAAUGUGCUCAAAUUGUGGUGGUCCUGCAGUUAUGGGUGAGAUUUCACUGGAAGAACAACAUCUUAGAAUUGAAAAUGCUCGUCUCAAGGAUGAACUAGACCGAGUUUGCGCACUUGCUGGCAAGUUCUUAGGCCGCCCCAUUGGCCCUCCAUUGCUAAACUCAAGUUUGGAGCUUGGAGUUGGGAGCAAUGGUUUUGGUGGAUUGAGCAAUAUGCCAUCAACUUUGGGUCCUGAUUUUGUGGGGAUAUCAAGCCCUUUAGGCAUGGUAACACCGCCGCCGCCACCGGCACAAUCAACUAGAACUACAACAGCUAUGAUGAGUUCUGGCUUUGACAGAUCAGUGGAGAGGUCAAUGCUUCUGGAACUUGCUUUGGCUGCAAUGGAGGAGUUGGUUAAAAUGGCUCAGACUGGGGAACCUCUUUGGGUUUUAGAAGGGGGAAGAGAAAUUUUGAACCAUGAUGAGUACAAUAGGACAGUGACCCCUUGCAUUGGGUUGAGACCCAAUGGUUUUGUCUCAGAGGCUUCUAGAGAAACUGGCAUGGUCAUCAUCAACAGCUUGGCCCUUGUUGAAACUUUAAUGGACUCAAAUCGGUGGUCAGAGAUGUUCCCUUGUGUGGUUGCAAGAACCUCUACCACUGAGGUGAUAUCUAAUGGAAUAAAUGGAACCAGAAAUGGUGCCCUUCAACUGAUGCAUGCUGAACUUCAAGUCCUUUCUCCCUUGGUUCCUGUUCGUGAGGUCAAUUUUUUACGCUUUUGCAAGCAGCACGCAGAGGGGGUGUGGGCAGUGGUAGAUGUGUCCAUUGACACCAUCCGAGAAACUUCUUCUGGUACACCCACUUUUCUUAACUGCAGGAGGCUUCCUUCUGGCUGUGUGGUGCAAGACAUGCCAAAUGGUUACUCUAAGGUGACAUGGGUGGAGCAUGCAGAAUAUGACGAAAGCCAAGUGCACCAACUGUACAGGCCCUUGUUGAGUUCAGGAAUAGGGUUUGGUGCACAGCGUUGGGUUGCCAUCCUUCAACGCCAAUGCGAAUGCUUAGCCAUCUUAAUGUCCUCAGCACUUCCCUCUAGAGAACACGCAGCAAUAAGUGCGGGUGGGAGGCGAAGCAUGCUGAAGCUGGCGCAGAGGAUGACCAACAACUUCUGCGCCGGUGUCUGUGCCUCAACAGUACACCAAUGGAACAAACUCAACAACACCAGCAACAACAACGCAGGUGCUGAGGAGGUGAGGGUGAUGACAAGGAAGAGCGUCGAUGAUCCAGGCGAGCCUCCAGGCAUCGUGCUUAGCGCGGCAACCUCCGUGUGGCUCCCAGUUGCGCCGCAGAGGGUAUUUGAUUUCCUCCGCGACGAGAGGCUUAGGAGCGAGUGGGACAUACUCUCCAAUGGUGGACCAAUGCAGGAGAUGGCUCACAUUGCCAAAGGACAAGACCAUGCCAACUGUGUUUCCCUCCUCCGAGCUAGUGCUAUGAAUGCAAACCAGAGUAGCAUGUUGAUUUUGCAGGAGACAUGCACAGACGCGUCGGGGUCGCUUGUAGUGUACGCGCCGGUGGACAUCCCGGCAAUGCACGUCGUGAUGAAUGGCGGCGACUCUGCUUAUGUUGCGCUACUACCAUCCGGGUUCUCUGUGGUGCCUGAUGGGAACGGUCAAGGCGGUGGGGAUGAUCGCGGCAGCGCGUCGGGUGGGUCGCUUCUGACGGUGGCAUUCCAGAUCCUUGUGAACAGCCUCCCCACUGCAAAGCUCACGGUGGAGUCUGUGGAGACGGUGAACAACCUCAUCUUGUGCACCGUUCAAAAGAUAAAAGCAGCUCUUAACGGCAAAAGCUGACUAGCUGAGUUUGACGUGACGGCGGCACAUUAGCAUUACGUGACUAUGUUUUGUUUUGGGGUGUUUUAUUUUGUUAUGAACUAUUAACAUUGGUGGUUAAGGAUGUAAUAGGUGGCGCGUGUGGGUGUUGAGUCAAGAACGAACCGCGCGUGUAUAGGAAAAACUCCUUGCAGGGUGGUAAGGAUCGAAGAGUGAGGAUCUUUAACACAAGGCAAGGGUGGUGGUUCGGGUAUUGACUCGGGUCGACCCCUUGUCUGCUUACUUAGUAGCAGAAAAACAUAAGGGAAUUGAAAAUAUAUGAAAAGCAAAUUGAAAAAAAAUGCUUUUUUAUUAGGUACAUUUUAUUUUAUAAUUAGGUUGUCAUUUUGGUUUGGAUUGA
Messenger RNA from Lotus japonicus, 2995 nucleotides. RefSeq names its product homeobox-leucine zipper protein ANTHOCYANINLESS 2-like. Gene Ontology annotation, biological process: regulation of DNA-templated transcription. Gene Ontology annotation, molecular function: lipid binding; DNA-binding transcription factor activity, RNA polymerase II-specific; DNA binding. The transcript has 9 exons. The coding region runs from base 184 to 2616 and encodes 810 amino acids. NCBI's taxonomy places the organism in Eukaryota, Viridiplantae, Streptophyta, Magnoliopsida, Fabales, Fabaceae. The record is from RefSeq and is a predicted model, not a curated record.